Molecule: messenger RNA, 629 nt
Organism: Pelmatolapia mariae (spotted tilapia)
Lineage: Eukaryota; Metazoa; Chordata; Actinopteri; Cichliformes; Cichlidae
Gene: sst5
Product: somatostatin 5
Exons: 2
Coding region: 150-443 (97 amino acids)
Biological process (GO): regulation of cell migration
Cellular component (GO): extracellular region
Molecular function (GO): hormone activity
Source: RefSeq, a predicted model, not a curated record
AUACCCUUCAGCUCCUGCACCUCCUACAUCCUGAUUGGUUAGGGUUUCUUAUAGUUUGGGGAUUUUUGCAGCACUGCACAUCUCAAGCGUUGAAAGCAAAGUCAGGGAACGUAAGAGCUGAGUUGUUCUGUCUGCGGUUUGAGGCGGAGAUGCUUCGCUCUCAGGUGCUUCUCGUGGCUCUGGGUUUGUCUGUGCUGCUGGUGCGGGUGAGCACGGCUCCAUACAGCGACAUGCUGACAGAAACACUGAGAGCAGACCUCACAAAUGACAAGGAUCUGACUCACUGGCUCUUGCUGAAGUUCAUGGCUGAACUGAUGGCGGCGAGAGGAGACGAGACGCGGCGAGGCAGGGAGGAGGUGACGAGGCGACACCUCUCUCUGUCCCAAAGAGAGCGCAAAGCAGGCUGCCGCAACUUCUUCUGGAAGACUUUCACCUCCUGUUAACAGCAGGAGUAGCUUUUGUUUUUAAAAACGGAUCAGCCGACGCAUGUUUGCUUUCUUUGUGGUAACCAGAUUAUUUACCGUAAGAUAACAAAUGUACAGAUACUUUAAAAGUUGUAAAGACUAAUAAAAUUAUAUGUUUCAAGACCGGCAGGUACACACUUCUGAAAUAAAUUUUCUGAUUUUAAA